Penaeus vannamei (Pacific white shrimp) is the source of this 2148-nucleotide messenger RNA. Lineage: Eukaryota; Metazoa; Arthropoda; Malacostraca; Decapoda; Penaeidae. The record is from RefSeq and is a predicted model, not a curated record.
AUGGUACUAGCGGGUCGGGCCCUCUUGUGCCUCUGGACACGUCGGCCCCGCCCUGGACACGUCGGUCCCGCCCUGGACACGUCGGCCCCCGCGCCCUGGACACGUCGGGCCCCCGCCCUGGAGUGCCUCCACCCUGGACACGUCGGCCCCGCCCUGGACAGUCACGCCCCGCCCCUGUGCACGUCGCCCCGCCCUGGACCACGUCGGUCCCGCCCUGGACACGUCGGUCCCGCCCUAAACACGUCGUCCCUGCCCUGGCACGACGUCGGUCCCGCCUCUGGACACGUUUUCGGCCCCCCUCCCCUUGUGUACACGUCGGUGCCGGGGUCCGCUCCCUUGGACACGUCAGGUCCUCCGCCCUUGGACACUGUGCGCCCGGCCCUGGACACGUCGGCCCCCUGCCCUGGAACCGUUCCCGUGGCCUUGCGGUCUGUCGCGGGCCUGGGCACGUCAGGCUACCCUUGCCCUGACACGUCGGUCCCGCCUGGGGACACGUCGGGGGUCCCAGCCCUGGAGGCUACGGAUCGGCUCUCUGGCACUGGACACGUCAGGUUCCGGUGGGCCUGCGGAUCUACCGACUGUCGGUCCCCGCCCUGGAGCAGUGGUCGUCGGUCCCGGGUCCUGUCCUGGAUCACGUCCUGGCCUACCUGGCUCCUGGACUAUCGUCGGCCCCGCCCUGGACAACGGCGGCCCUGUGCCCUUGUGACAUCGUCGGUCCCCGCCUGGGGUACACAGUCGCACCCUGCCCCAUUGGACGUAAUCGUCCCUGCUUGGAAUCGAUCGAGGGUCGUCCCUUGUGUGCCUCUAUACACGUCGUCCCGCCCUGGACACGUCGCCGCCGCCCGGGUGGAUCACGUCUGGUCCCCGGCCCUGGAGAACGUCGCCUCGUGCCCUGGUAUUACGUUUUCGCUUCCGCUCUCCGGACAUCCUGUCGGCCCUGGCCCGGACAACGUCGGCCUCCUUGUCCCUUGGACACGUCGGCCCGCCCUGGACCACGGUCGGCCCCUUGCCUCUUGGUUACACGUCCCCUGCCUGGAUCUCUGUCUGGCCCGCCCUGGACACGUCGAGCCCCCGCUCCUGGACUACGUCGGCUUUCGCUCGCUGGACCACGUGGCCCCGUCCUUGGGACACGUCGGCCUCCGCUCGGACACGUCGGCUCUCCGACCCUGGAUCACGUUUCGAGCCUUCCGCCCUGGUAUCCGUUCGCCCCUAGCCCUUGGACACGUCGGCCCCGCUCCUGGAUCCGUUCGGCCCCCGCCCCUGGACAUCGUGCCGGCUCACCGCCCUGGACAACCCCUGGACACGCUCGGCCCCGCCCUGGACACGUCGGCCCCGCCUGGACACGUUCCGGCCUUUUCGCCCUUGACAUACUCGGGUAAAGUAUCGGCCUUCCGCCCUUGGACACCGUCGGCCCCGGGCCCUGGACAACGUCGGGCGUCCCUUUUUGCCCUUUGGAUCCUAACUGUCGUCGCGUGUGCCUGGGUGCCCUGGACGACGUUCGGCCUCUGUCCUGGACAGGCGUCUGUCCUCCCUGCCCUGGACGGGACGUCGCCCCGCCCUGGCACGUCGGCUGCGGCACGCCCUGGAACAGCGUCGCGCCCGCCACUGGUACGAGCGGUCGGCAGCGCGGGGCCUGGAGCACGGUCGGCGCGGCCGGCCGCUGGACACGUCGGCCGGGCCGCCCCUGAGCACGUCGGCCCGCCCUGGAACUCGGCCCGCCCUGGACACGUCGGCCCCCGCCGGAACACGUCGGCCCCGCCCUGGACCGCGGCCUGGACACGUCGGCCUCGCCCUGGAACGUCGGCCCGCCCUGACACGUCGGCCUCGGCCCCCCAGACACGUCGGCCCCGCCCUGACACGUCGGCCCUGGAACACGUCGGGCCCUGGAUACGUCUGGCACGUCCGCCCUACGUCCGCUGGACACGUCGGCCCCGCCCUGGACACGUCGGCCGUCGCCCCUGGAACGUCCGGCUCGCCCUGGAACGUCCUGGCACUCGCCUGGGACUACACGUCGGCCCCGCCCUGGACACCGUCUGGACACCCGCCCUGGACACGUCGGCCCCGCCCUGGACACGUCGUUCCCCAAGACACAAAGGGAAUGACGUCGCUCUUCGUUGCAGAUCGCCGAAGAGGGAACCGGGAAAUUAA